AUGAACAUCCUUCAGACUCUUAUCCUGGUCCUGACACUACGAGUAGCUGGCGUCUCUUCACUUCCUGGCCCUUUGAGGCUAGCAGCCACGUUCUCUCGAAUUUCAAACGAGCUCGACCACAUUAGUCUAGGGAAUUGCUCCCUCUCGAGUGCGAUUCUCCCGCUAAAUGGUACGGCAAUCAAGCUUCCUCAGCCUUCAACCGGGUUGAAUCUCAAAUACGUUGCUAUUGGCCGAGGAACUCAGAACUAUACCUGCGAAAACUCUACAUCCUCCGCGGCACCCGUAUCUGUUGGUGCAGCAGCCACUCUUUUUGAUGCCUCUUGCAUUGCAUCGAAAUCUUUGACUUUGUUGCACGAGAUGCCUGCUGUUAUCGGAGAGACACCGACUGGAUCGCUUGCGUUUCUAGCACAGCUCUUGAGCCAUACCACAAAUUCCUCUGACCUCAUCCUCGGGGAGCAUUACUUCAACGCCGCAGGAUAUCCUGUACUUGACCUGAGGCUGAGUGGCUCUCACGACUGGGUGGUCGCCACAAAGAAUGCAUCUGUGGAUGCACCCCAAAUCAACAAUUCGACAUGCCAGAACGUUGCUUGGCUAGAACUCGAUCGUGAACUUGGAAACUGCUCUGGAAGCGGCAUUGAGAAAGUUUACCGUGUCAAUACAUACCAGGGAUCUGCACCUUCAACCUGUGCUGGAUUGAAUGAGACGGUCGAAGUACAGUAUGCAGCGGAAUACUGGUUCUUUGGGUGA
Messenger RNA from Penicillium pulvis, 747 nucleotides. RefSeq names its product DUF3455 domain-containing protein. The record is from RefSeq and is a predicted model, not a curated record. NCBI's taxonomy places the organism in Eukaryota, Fungi, Ascomycota, Eurotiomycetes, Eurotiales, Aspergillaceae. The transcript is spliced from 2 exons. The coding region runs from base 1 to 747 and encodes 248 amino acids.